CUCUCGAUGAUCCGAUUUUGCUUUCUGCUGCUGACUUCACCCCCACUGCUUCUCCCGCGCCGCCUGAGAUGUUGCCGGCGGCAUCGGGGGCAGCGAUAGUUACGAGAAUAUCUCGUUACAGGAGAGCUUAGUUGGGAAGAUCUGACCCUUUCUCAGAUCCAAACCCUCAGCAAUGGAAGGCCAGAAGAGUCAGGCCAAGCUUACCAGAACUCACUCCUCGCUCCUUCGUUCCUCACCCACAAUUCGUUCUUCCAUUCCCAGUCUCUCUUCGAUCAACGAAGAUGAUGCUGUCGCUGCUCAAAACGAAGAAGAGCAGAAGGUGAAGUACCACUUGCGGGCUUCCACCCCACGAACCGGUUCAACUCGGACCAGUGCCCCGGUUAUUGUUAUAACCUCGGUCGGUUUUAUCUUCUUUUGCGCAUACACUUUCUUUUUCUACCUAUUCUACUUUGUCUAUCUCGAACACGAACAUAGGCUCGACUCGGAGAACCUGUUAAUAGCGUUGAUUUUUAUCUCUGUCGGGCUAUAUAUUGCAAUUAAGAACAAGGGGGCGAUCCACCGGAGUCUUUCUGUUCUGAAACACUCGUGGGAUGAGAAUCUGAAAAGACUCGGCCUUUCAAAGACGAACCCAAAGCCCGUGCAGUGGUUCAUCGGAGACUCUACAGCAAUUAAAAGACCAGCGGAGAAGAGAAUUAUCAGGGAGGGCGUGGAAUUUUACGGCAAUGGUGACUUCUACGAGGGGGAGUUCCACAAAGGAAAGUGUAACGGAAGUGGGGUUUACAAUUACUUCGCGAACGCGAGAUAUGAGGGUGACUGGGUGGACGGAAGGCACGAUGGGUAUGGGAUUGAGACCUGGGCAAAAGGUAGUCGCUACAGGGGACAGUAUAGGCAGGGUCUGAGACAUGGUUAUGGGAUUUAUAGGUUCUAUACUGGGGACUCUUAUGCUGGAGAAUGGUGUAAUGGGCAGAGCCACGGUGUGGGAGUACAGACUUGCUCUGAUGGAAGUUGUUAUAUCGGCGAGUUCAAGUACGGCGUCAAGCACGGUCACGGAUGCUACCAUUUUAGGAAUGGAGAUAGAUACGCGGGAGAGUAUUUUGGAGACAAAAUACAUGGAUUUGGGGUGUACCAUUUUGCCAAUGGCCAUUGUUAUGAAGGAGCGUGGCAUGAAGGUCGUAGGCAAGGUCUUGGGGUCUACACUUUUCGAAAUGGUGACAGAAAAUGUGGUGAAUGGGAUGCUGGCAACCUCAUUCAUCCUCUACCAUCACUAACCCAUAAGCUCCUCGGAUCAGUUCAGGCUGCUAGGAAAACAGCAGAGAAUGCUAUAAAGCUUCGCCGGGUGGAUGAACAAGUUAACAAAGCUAUAGCUGCUGCCAACAGAGCCGCCACCGCUGCCAGAGUUGCCGCUGUAAAAGCUGUUCAGAACAGGAUGGAAGGAAAAUUCUGCGACACUCCGGUCUAAAACUUAGACUUUAGCUUUCCUUUGAAUUGUAAAUAUUAAAGUUUGCUAAUUUUAAAUCUUAAUUACUUGGGAGUCAUACGUCACCUCGUCGAGCAAACUCAACAGAGGUUGAAUUUAC
Messenger RNA from Neltuma alba, 1577 nucleotides. Its product is annotated as MORN repeat-containing protein 1. The record is from RefSeq and is a predicted model, not a curated record. The transcript is spliced from 3 exons. Bases 173 to 1459 code for a protein of 428 amino acids. NCBI's taxonomy places the organism in Eukaryota, Viridiplantae, Streptophyta, Magnoliopsida, Fabales, Fabaceae.